AUGGUUGGAGAAGACAUUUGCUUGGUUAAAGCGAAAGGAAAUUCAAGGGAAAGCAAGAGCAAGAUUUAUCUUGUACUCAACGCCGACUACAGGGCACGUUUAGACCCGCCGGUUCUCGAGAACUAUUUCGGUAACUGUAUCGGUUCUCAUUUAGUUACUUUGGAAGAAGCAGAGUGCAUGGAAUUACAAGAUGGGUUGGCCAUUGUUGCAGCGAAGAUCGGCGAAGUGAUUAAGGGGUUGGAAAAUGGAGUUCUUGAAGGAGCAGAGAAGAGAUUAUCCAACUGGGGUUCGUUGGGAGGGGGAGCUCAAGUGAUUGGGGUAUCUGGGUCUUAUCGGUUUGGUUUGUACAGUCUGGAUUUUGGAUGGGGGAAGCCUAAGAAGAUGGAGAUCACAUCCAUCGACAGAAAUGGAGCUUUUUCUAUGGCGGAAUCAAGGGAUGGAAGUGGAGGGGUUGAAAUUGGUUUGGUUUUGAAGAAGCAUGAGAUGGAGCUAUUUGGCUCUCUUUUUCAUGAGGGCCUAGAAGAUUACUCAACAGCUUAG
Messenger RNA from Ziziphus jujuba (common jujube), 540 nucleotides. Its product is annotated as phenolic glucoside malonyltransferase 1-like. The record is from RefSeq and is a predicted model, not a curated record. NCBI's taxonomy places the organism in Eukaryota, Viridiplantae, Streptophyta, Magnoliopsida, Rosales, Rhamnaceae. The transcript has 2 exons. Bases 1 to 540 code for a protein of 179 amino acids.